Molecule: messenger RNA, 1355 nt
Organism: Larimichthys crocea (large yellow croaker)
Lineage: Eukaryota; Metazoa; Chordata; Actinopteri; Sciaenidae
Gene: rpusd1
Product: RNA pseudouridine synthase domain containing 1
Exons: 6
Coding region: 119-1051 (310 amino acids)
Biological process (GO): enzyme-directed rRNA pseudouridine synthesis
Molecular function (GO): RNA binding; pseudouridine synthase activity
Source: RefSeq, a predicted model, not a curated record
UUUUGCGCCAUAACCAGCAGAGAGGAAGAAGGAGAGGCUGCAUCACUUGUGGAUUUGUUUACAUCUGUGUGUUUGCUUAAACUCGGCCUGUAUGAACUCUGUCAGUUAAACGCUGCACAUGAUGACCACAGAGCCUGCCAGCCUGGAGACCCUGCGCGUGCUGUACCAGAGUGAUGACUACAUUGUAGUUGACAAGCACUGGGAUAUUCGCAUUGACAGCAAGAUGUGGUACGAGAAACACACCGUCCAGGCACAGCUUCGGCAACGCUUCCCUCAGCUGGCAGACCCCAGCACUUACUAUGGCUUCAGGUUCUGUCAUCAGUUGGAUUUCUCCACAAGUGGGGCUCUCUGUGUCGCCCUGAAUAAGGCUGCUGCUGGGCGGGCGUACCGUUGCUUCAAGGACCGUACUGUCACAAAAGCCUACCUCGCCCUGGUACGUGGCUGGGUGGAAGAAGAGACACUAACUAUGGAUUUUGCCAUCGGCAAGAACACAUCAGAGGGAAAAACACACAUGAUGUGUAUUGAGGGAACAGAAGGUUGUGAGAACCCCAAGUCCUGCCAAACCGAGCUGACGGUGUUGGAGUAUGGGUUGUACGAUGGAGAUCCUGUCACCAAGGUGUUACUGCAGCCCCUCACUGGACGAACCCACCAGUUGAGGGUCCACUGCAGCGCAAUCGGUCACCCCAUCGUCGGAGACUUCACCUACAGCUCAGGAGCGGAUGACGCCCCCUACCGCAUGAUGCUGCACGCCCACUUCCUCCACAUUCCCCUGGAACCUCUGCCCCUGCUUGUCUCUGCUGGAGACCCCUUUCUCCCCAUAGAGGAUCCCAAGUGGCUCCCGCAGCGCUCGUUACGGACACUGGAGGCGACGGUGGAGGCCCUGCUGGCGCAGAGGGUGGAGGAGGACAGAAAGCUCAAAGAGGAGGAGAGAGAGAGGGCGAGAAAGAAGGAGGAGAGGAGGAAAGGAAGCAAGGACCAGAGGACUGAGGAGGAGAGUGAAGAGCAGAGGAGGCAGUGUCAGGAGUGGCUGAGUGAAUGGGCUGGAGACUGAUGUUAUUAUUAUCGAUUUUAAUUUAUUUUAGCAGUUUAGUCACGAGGGCCACGGCGAGCAUGCAUGCAUGCUCCACCUCACUGACCACCUGCACUGCAUUUAAAUGUCAUAUACCCUCACAAGCCAGUUCUAAACAUUAUGUUGAUGUGUGUUAGCAUGUAAGCUGCCGCUCUCGUAAACAACUGGGAGCUGCCUACUAUAACCAGUGUUCCAUCGUGAGCAAUUCCACCGCAGUAGUCUGAGAAAUAAGUGCCUUGCUCAAGUUCAUGUUGCUAUGCGAGUGGUUAAAUAGAUGCCUUUUGUU